Molecule: messenger RNA, 5080 nt
Organism: Solenopsis invicta (red fire ant)
Lineage: Eukaryota; Metazoa; Arthropoda; Insecta; Hymenoptera; Formicidae
Gene: nahoda
Exons: 17
Coding region: 573-4349 (1258 amino acids)
Source: RefSeq, a predicted model, not a curated record
CCGCUCGCUCGCUCGCGUAGUGGAAGCGAGUCGCCGUCAGUCGUCUACGCGAUUCCGCGGUGUCGCGGUGGCCAAAUGAUACCGUCUCGCGUGUAAAGUAGUGCUGCUGUCUGCAUCGAUCUCGCGAUUUCUCACCUCCCGCGGACGCGCGACGCGAACAUCCGGUCAGCCGCUGCUAAAAUGGCCGCGCGCUGAGAGAGCUUCCCGGGGUAUCAGGCUCUCUCUCUCUCUCUCUCUCUUUCUCUCUUUCGGCUUUGAUUCGGAUCUUCUUUAAAGCGGUGCUCGUUUCUUCUUUCUUGACGAUGGUGUCAGCGCGAAAACGCCUCGGAUAGAAUUUUCUGCGCGCGAAGGAAGGACGUGAGGAAGCGCGCGAAGCCGAAGCCAGAUCGGCCUCGCCGAAGCGAGCAGAACUGGACUCGCACAUGGGCAGGACGAAAGGGCUCAACAGCAGGUGCAUCCCGGGUGUGUGAAAAAAGAAAUCGCUGGUGGAAGACGCGGAAGCGUGUCGCGAAGGACGCCGUGCGUGUCACUUUUUUGCUAGAGAUUACUUCCUCCUUGCGAAAAACGGAAGGAUGUCGCGAAGAACGGGACGCCCGACGCUCCUCGCGUCGUUCGUGACGCUGCUGAUGACGUUGGUAACGAUGACGUCCUGGCGCACUGCCCACGCUCACGUGGCUCUGACGUUUCCACGUGCCAGGCACUACGAUCUGGACUUCUUGGACAAUGCUAGGACGCCGGCACCGUGCGGCAUGCCGCGUGGCCACGUCAAGACGUCGUUACUGGCAGGAAGCAAUUUCAACGUCACGUGGCACCUCGCCUAUCCUCACAGAGGAGGUUUUCGUCUUCAGAUCUUAGACUUUUACGACAGACCUCUGAUCGACUUGACGCCCAUUACGCGAAACAGCGAGUUUGUUGAGGAUGAUGCUACGGCACAGAGCUACGCCGUGCAGCUGCCUCAAGAUUUCACCUGCACGGACUGCACCAUCAGGCUGCUGCGGGAGGCCGAGGAAUGGGGCUCCAGCUACAGAUUUUGGUCGUGCGCCGACAUCGACAUCCGCGAUAGGAAGGACUACCGGGAGGACUGUAGCGGUCACGGACGUCACCUGUUAGGUAGAUGCAGGUGCGAUCGCCUUUAUCACGGCACGAGGUGCGAAUUUAAGGAGGAGUGCCUGGAAGACUCGGACUGCGGUAUUCAGGGCACGUGCAUCGACAAUGGUGGCACGACCGCGCCUACCAAGCAAUGCUACUGCAACGCUGGUUGGUUCGGUCCGGGUUGCGCGAAGAGAUCACCAGUGAAGAGCAUCGAUGUAAAUUUGGAAUCAUACACGAUGAAGCGGUUUUCCGACGAUGUCAUAUUUUAUUGGCGGAUUCUAAAGGAGAGUAAGGAGCUGGAGGGCAUUCUCGUGGCCAAUUCCACGACAUGGAUCGGUAUCGGAUGGAGGCCUAGCGAUCUUGGUCCAUCUUGUCGAUCCUUUCCCAUAAUCAAGGAUAUACCCGAACCACUUCCGCAGCCGGAACCAAAAUCGGAACCGGUCAACAAAACGUCUAAACACUCUAAACCGGAACCGGAGCCGAGAGCGGAACCAGAACCGGAACCGGAGCCGGAGCCCGGUGUGGAGGGCGAGAAAUCGAUAGCGAAGAGACGAUCAGCGAAGGCGGACGCCACGACUUUUGGCGUGACAUCGCGACCGGAUGUUGAUGUCACUGUGCAGACCAGCGUGACCUAUCAAGUCAGCACGAAACAAGGUCGCAAGAGGAGAUCUUCAAAAUCAGCUGCUAUCCCUGCGUUCGGGAAACAGGUCGGCGAGUCCAGCGCAGUCGCCGAGCCAGAACCUACCUCUGAGCCAGAACCAAAAUCCGAGCCUGAACCCAGCUCCGAGCCAGAGCCGAAAUCCGAGCCUGAACCCAGCUCUGAGCCAGAGCCGAAAUCCGAGCCUGAACCUAGCUCUGAGCCAGAACCAAAAUCCGAGCCUGAACCUAAUUCUGAGCCGGAACCAAAAUCCGAGCCGGAACCAAAAUCCGAGCCUGAACCCAGCUCCGAGUCGGAACCAAAUUCCGAGCCUGAACCUAGCUCCGAGCCGGAACCAAAAUCCGAGCCUGAACCUAGUUCCGAGCCAGAGCCAAAGUCCGAACCAGAACCUAGUUCUGAGCCGGAGCCGAAGUCCGAACCGGAGCCAAAAUCCGAGCCAGAACCCAGUUCUGAGCCAGAACCAAAAUCCGAGCCGGAACCUAGUCCCGAGUCGGAACCAAAGUCUGAACCGGAACCCAAAUCUGAGCCAGAACCCAGCUCGGAACCAGAGCCAAGCGUGGGUCCGAAGUCGGGAGCGACGAAAGCAUCGUUGCCGGCGCCGGGACACAAGUACACGCCCAAGCACGACUUCAACCCCAUGGACUGCACGGACAUCAUAAUCGGCACGGCGCGAGGCACAAGUUACAGGAUCGGCGAUUAUUACACGAGGGACAGGUCGACGCCGCGCAAGGACGCGUACUGGGACGGGAGGGACAGCCUGACGGCCGCGUUCGGUUACGAACGCGACGGCGUCACGACGAUGCUCUUCCGCAGGAAGUUGGCCGCGAACGAGCCGACCGAUCAUGAGAUCCGCGACGGCAAUAUGCAGGUGAUUUGGGCGAAAGGUCAAGAGCCGGGCAGAUACGUACACCAGCCGGCUAGCGGGAUCGAAAAGGCCAAGGUCAGCGUCAAAGACUUCUACAAGGUCGACGAGCUGAAAUAUCACGGCCAUGGAAUGCAGAGAGGCGCGGUCACCAUGAAUUUCUUCGAUGAAACUGAAAAGCCAGAAUUCGCCGGUGGUGUGGCGUCACAAGAUGGUACCUGCGGUGGCCAGUGGCGUUAUCCGAGAAAUUGCUCACCGGAAAAUGGCACUUGCGAAUAUGCCAUACAAUGGACGUACAAGGGUAAAAAGGAACUGAUAAAGUUCGUAAUCUCCACGACGAAUACCAAUAUGUGGACCGGAGUUGGAUUUUCCGACGACAGUAACAUGUCGCAGACCGAUGCCGUUCUCGGUUGGGUCGAUAAAACGAAUGGUCGAGCUUUCGUGAUGGACACCUGGAUCAGCGGCUACAACGCGCCGUUGUUGGAUUUGUCGCAGGACAUUACCAACAUCAGCGGCCGCAUCGAGAAUGGCGUAACCACCCUCGAGUUUACGAGAAAACGCGUAACGAAGGAUAGUAAGGAUCUCUCGUUUACGGACGAUCACUGCCUGUAUAUGAUGUUCCCGGUGAAGGGAGGCGUAUUCAAUCCGAUCAAUAAGAAGAUACGAAAACACGAUGCGAAACCGGUCGUAUCAUCAAACAGAAUAUGCAUCAAGUCUUGCGGACUGGAAGAAAUUGAAGACCAAACCACGCCCGCACCGCCGAGAUUGCAUUACGAUAUUGAAGUCAAGCUUGUUAACUUGGGUGACGGAUUUAUGGCCCCCACACCCGACAGUCCCGACUUCGAAGUGAUCUCGAACAGGAUAUCUGAGAGCUUCGGACCGGUCUUCGAGAAGCUCCCUGGCUACUAUCAAGUCCGGCUGGACGAGUUACGCAAAGAUAACGAACAAGGAGUGAUCGCGCGCAUGAACCUGAUCGUCGACAAGAAUGAGGUCAAGGGCAGAUCGUUGAAACCCGCGGAUACUGGCUUAGAGGCGGAAAAAGCGUUGCGCGAGGCCCUUGUGACCGGCAAAGUUGGAGCACUCAGCGUCGAUCCGCAAUAUUUAAUAGUGAGAGCACCUCGAGUGAACGACAUAGAUACGGAAGACGAGAACGAUCGACGACCCUCUGCGACGGACUUGUUCCUGAGUGCAACAAAGCUUUAUAUCGUCGUCGGUUGUGUAGCAGCAUUGCUGGCCCUCGCUCUACUUCAGGCCAGUUGCACUCUCUACAGGAGUUCGAAGAGACGAGCGACCAAGGAACGUUUGAUCGCCAGUAAUGCCUGGAAGGAUUACGCUUCCGGCGCAAACACGAACUUCGCGUUUGAGGCGUUUGAGACGGAGGAGAAGGCGCCACCGCCACCGAUUUCCAGCCUGCCAAGAGCCAGGGAGAUAACCGGCAACGGUAUGAUUGGCAUAAACGGUACCGACGCGGUCGAGGGACCCAACAGGAUGGUCGGACCCAGAGCGACCUACAGUCUCCCACGAGCACCCGGUGCCAGACACUCGGCACCUAUCCAGCAUGGUUACUACACGCAAGAUCGCAGGGAUCAUUACGGGCGUCCCAAGAGCAUGCACAAUCCGGGGGGCGCGGCAGCCCAGGCAAACCAGCCGGAUUUCUACUUUAUGCCCAGCCAACGAAAAUAUAGCGGCGAGGUCGUGCGCGUUUACGUGGAUUAUGGCAAUCAGAUGCCGAAAUAAACAAGAGUUCAGGUCGAAUCGCGAAGAACAAUUUAUCCGCUUCAUCGAAGCAAUCUGUACAUAUCCGAGUUUUACCGUAGUGACAGAGGACGCGAAGAAAAGACUACGCAGCCCCUGUGCGGUGCUACUUUAUCUUUGUUUCUUCUUUCUAUUUUCCUGUGACUUCCCUUCCCCGAGGACCUGGAAACACGCUGGGUUUGACGUAUGGGAAGGGAAGUCGCUUCGUACGGAAGCAUAGAAGUGGCGCUUACGACCAAAGAAGAUAUCCAUGGGGCGCGCACGCCCUAUAGUUCUGUACAGAGCGCAUGAACUCUCGUCAAACUUUUGUGCUUUUGCGAUGGAGAAACCGUAUAAUUAUAUAAGUAAGUCUUAUGUGUAGUAGCCGAGAAUCUGACAGGAUCCCUGGGUCCGAAAUACGAAUCUUACGAUCUAGUAAUAUGUAUUCGAAGAUUCAAGAAAGAUCCAGGGGCCAUAUAGCUUAAUAUCAAGAAAAUAAGACUCGAAGGACCCACGGAUCCAAGAAUGACAGGAUUCAAUAGGAUCCUGAAAUUCAAGAAUUCGAAGACCCAUAAAAAAACAUGUACCUAAGUUUAUCUCAACAAAUAAGCGUCUAUUUAUAUCGCGCAACAGAAUAUCGACAUGCUCAAUGGAUGCAUCUAUAUUACCUACUCUAUAGAGCAAGCGCGGACGCGUGUUUGAGCAAUAAAACAUUUGUACAUUUUUAAACAAAA